Cuscuta campestris is the source of this 2214-nucleotide messenger RNA. NCBI's taxonomy places the organism in Eukaryota, Viridiplantae, Streptophyta, Magnoliopsida, Solanales, Convolvulaceae. The record is from the annotation of a GenBank genome assembly.
AUGGCACUUCCAACAACAGUGGUUAGAUACUGCAACAACAAAAGUACACGGUAGAGAGAUGAUGACAGGGAUCAAAGGAGACAUAUAUAGAAGCAGAAGAUAGAUAUAUAGAGAGAGAGAACAGAAGAGAUUAUAUAAAAGUUUUUAUUUUGGAAGAUUCAAGAUCUGGACUUAGCUGAGAUUUUGGGUUCAAAUCUUUCUUGGUAAUAUUCUCAGUCAACCUUAUCCGACGUUUGGAGAAACUUUUCUGAUGAGGGGGACUGGGUUUGAGGUGAUGAAAUGGAGGAAAAGGAAGCAGCUUUGCACACUGCUAUAAAUGCAGUGCAGGCAUUGGGGAGGGGUUUUGAUGUGAAUUAUGAUACAAGAUUGCUCUACUGUAAGGGAGUGGCUGGAUCAAGGGUUGUUGAGAUUGAUGAAGAACACAAGAGGGAUGUUUGCUUGUAUGGUAAUAUCGUAGUGCCCAAUGUCUCAAGGGACGUUAUGAAUACCCAAGAAACCGGUGGGCGUGAUGGCUCUGGUGUUUGCAGCUAUGCUGAGAUGGUGGAGUUUUUCAAUAGAAAGGCCAAUCUAUCGGGGCAUGCUCCUCUCGGUAGCUUCAAUGCUUCAUUCAGCUUCACUGGUUCAAAGGAAAUAGAUGCUGCCACGACAAAGACCCUUUGUAUGGAUGGAUUUUUUAUUCCACUCGCUAAAAUUGAGCUGAUGAAAAUGCCUCUGGUUUUGCAAGAAAAUGUCAGGAGAGCUGUGCCAAUGUCAUGGGACCCACCCGCAUUGGCUAGCUUCAUAGAAAAUUUUGGGACACACGUUAUUACAUCCAUCACUAUUGGGGGCAAAGAUGUAAUUUAUGUUAAGCAGCAUCUCUCGUCCCCUCUAUCUACCGUAGAGAUAAAGAAUUAUAUUCAAGAAAUUGGAAACCAGAGGUUUUCCAGCAUCGAGAGCCUUACAAACUCUGGGCUAUUGAAGUACAAGGAUAAGGGCAGUGAUCCAUCAUUGUUCAAUAGCCAGGGGAUAUACCCUCAGCCUACUAGUGCUCCGUUUCUUGCUGGGAAUGGGAAAGAGGACGUUACAGUCAUUUUCAGACGAAGGGGAGGGGAUGAUCUAGAGCAAAGCCACAUUCAUUGGGCUAAAACUGUCAAAUCUUCACCAGAUGUCAUUGAGAUGUCGUUUUUUCCAAUCACAAUGCUCCUUGAGGGAGUGAAAGGAAAGGAACAUUUGUCACGUGCCAUAAAUCUCUACCUUGAAUACAAGCCUCAAAUUGAAGAAUUGAGAUAUUUCCUCGAGUUUCAGAUCCCUCGAAUAUGGGCACCUCUUCAGGACAGGCAUCCUGGCCAACACAGAAAGGAACCUGUCUGCCCAUCACUGCAGUUUAGCAUGAUGGGUCAAAAGCUUUAUGUCUGCCAAGAGCAGGUUUCAGUUGGGCGUAAGCCUGUAACUGGUAUGAGGCUAACUCUGGAAGGGGUGAAGAAGAAUCGACUCAGCAUCCAUCUUCAGCAUCUGGCAUCUUUGCCUAAGCUACUUCAGCCAUAUUGGGACUCCCACAUUGCUAUUGGUGCACCCAAGUGGCAAGGACCCGAGGAACAAGACAGCCGGUGGUUUGAGCCUGUAAAGUGGAAGAACUUUUCACAUGUGAGCACUGCCCCAAUCGAUUGCCCCGAAGCUUUCGUUGGCGACCUUUCUGGGGUGCACAUUGUCACUGGGGCCCAGCUCGGGGUGUGGGAUUUCGGGUCAAGAAAUGUCUUAUACAUGAAGCUGUUGUACUCUAGGGUACCCGGAUGCACCAUGAGGAGGUCAUCGUGGGACCACACCCCAGACGAUAAGUUGAAAAGGCAAACCCCAAGUGGUGGUGGUGGUGGAGACACAACAAGCCUUGUAGUUUUGGGUGAGAACACGGUGGUCGACAAUAAGUUGGCGAAAUUCGUUGAUAUGACAGAGAUGUGCAAGGGACCGCGAGAUCUUCCAGGUCACUGGUUGGUGACAGGGGGAAAACUCAGUGUUGAGAAGGGGAAAAUUGUUUUGAGACUGAAGCAUUCUUUGCUGAAUUAUUAAAGCAAUUUGAGGGAAAAAAAUGUGCCUCUCCUCUCAUCCAUAUAUAUGUUUAAGGUAGCUUGGGCUGUGGUUUUGGUGUAUAUUCGCCCUCUUUUUUUACUGCAUAAAUGGGAAUGGUAUUGUUUGAUAUGUUUGUGGUGAAAGGGUUAUUACACUGGUAGGUGGUUUUGG